GUACAAUCUAAAGUGGACUGCAUUUUGCAAGAAGUUGAGAAGUUUACAGACCUAGAGAAACUCUACCUCUACCUUCAGCUGCCUUCGGGUCCCAACAAUGGAGACAAAAGCAACACAAAUAUCUCCAUGUCAUCCAGCCGUGCCCAACAGAUGCACGCCUUCUCAUGGAUACGGAACACCUUGGAAGAGCACCCUGAAACAUCCCUUCCCAAGCAGGAGGUUUAUGAUGAAUACAAGAGCUAUUGUGACAAUCUUGGCUACCACCCAUUAAGUGCUGCUGACUUUGGAAAGAUCAUGAAAAAUGUUUUUCCAAAUAUGAAGGCCCGUCGUCUAGGCACAAGAGGCAAAUCAAAAUAUUGCUACAGUGGACUGAGGAAGAAGGCUUUUGUGCAUAUGCCAACACUGCCCAACCUUGACUUUCAUAAAACUGGAGAUGGGUUGGAUGGGGCAGAGCCAUCUGGGCAGCUGGAAAGUGCUGAUGAGGAAGUUGUCUCUGCGGCCUGCCGGCUUGUUUGUGAAUGGGCCCAGAAAGUGCUGAGCCAGCCUUUUGAUACAGUCUUGGAAUUGGCUCGUUUCCUUGUAAAAAGUCACUAUAUCGGUACCAAGUCAAUGGCAGCUUUAACCGUGAUGGCAGGGGCACCAGCAGGAAUAAAAGGGAUCCCCCAGCCCUCAGCUUUUAUACCUACUGCUGAAAGUAAUUCCUUUCAACCACAAGUGAAAACUCUGCCAUCUCCUGUUGAUGCCAAGCAGCAGCUGCAGCGUAAGAUCCAGAAGAAGCAGCAAGAGCAGAAGCUGCAGUCUCCUUUGCCAGGAGAGUCUCCAGCAAAGAAAACAGAAGGCACUGCAACCAAUGGUGUGACCAGUAUAUCUAAUGGAAGUCCUGCGAUUCUGUCUCCUCCGCCUAUUGGCAUUGUUGUGGCAGCUGUCCCCAGCCCGAUACCGGUGCCAAGGACCAGGCAGUUGGUGACGUCCCCAAGUCCUAUGGGAUCGUCUGAUAGCAAGGUCCUGCCACUCAAUGUUCAGGUGGUCACUCAGCACAUGCAAUCAGUCAAGCAGUCACCAAAGACUCCCCAGAAUGUUCCCGCCAGCCCAGUUGGUGACCGCUCUGCCCGGCAUCGUUACCCGCAGAUCUUACCGAAGCCAGCAAAUACCAGUGCUCUCACCAUCCGCUCUCCCACAACGGUGCUCUUUACUAGUAGCCCAAUCAAGACUGUUGUGCCAGCUCCACAUGUGAAUUCCUUAAAUGUCGUAAAAAUGACAGCAAUAUCUCUUGCCCCAAGCAGCAGUAAUGUGCCCGUCAAACAGACGCCUUCAGUUAGCAGUAGUGCAGGAGCAGUGGAAGAAGGGAGGACUGGUCCACAGAUCAAAAAUGGAUCUGUUGUUUCACUUCAGUCUCCAGGAUCCAAGCCUAGCACUGCUGUAGCUGCACCUGCAGUCAAGAUCAAAAUGGAACCAGAAGCAUUGCUGGAUGAGAACUCAGUACAGGGCCAAGAGAGCUCUGACAUGUCUAAAUCCAUAAAGGCAAACCCUGACCUGCCUUCUGCUCAACUAAUUAAUUUUGAAGUUGCAACGUUGAAGGUUUCAGCUGAUGAUAUUGUGGAGGCAAAACCAGUUAAGGGCUGUGAUCAGGCAGCUGAAGAAGCAGGGACCAAAUAUAAAACACAGUCUAAUGAGAUCACACCAGUUUCUUCAGCAGGCAAUAAUCAAAGCACUCUAAAGCUCUCAGUUGCCAGUCAAAACUUGUCCAGCACCAGCAUCGGUUCACCUCCUACUGGUGAGUCUACGAUUAAAGACAAAACAUGCACUAAAAGUCCAAGAAAGCGACAACCUUCUACAGUUCAGGAUUCCCAGGUACCACCUGUAAAGAAACCACUGGUGGAGCAGCUUUCAGCUGGUAAUGCUGUGGAGGGUCAAAAAGCAAACAGUGUUAAGAAGCCUGUGAAGGCUGGAUUGUUAGCUAACAGUGACAGCACAGCAACACUUGCUCAAGUUCCCAGCAAGGUACCUGUGAAUGUACCUGCACCUUCUGCAGCUGCAGCAAACUUGGCAACAGACCUUUCUUUGAGCACCAGUUUAAAUACCAGUGAUUCUACUUUAGGACAGCAGCUUGCAUCAGCAUCAUCUCCAGAUAUAAAAGUAAAAUUGGAAGGAAACAUGUUUAUCAUAGAAGAUGAUUCAAAAUCUGAUGGCAGCUUUAACCCAAAUACAUGGCACCGUAUCACCAAAACCUCCGACUUUGCAUCUGUGAAUUGUGAACAGCAGCAAGAUAUCAGUGUUAUGACUAUUGCAGGGCACUCUGGCUCUAGCGACUUACAGGAAUCAGCAUGGGAGCCAGUGCACUGUGAAGGUAUACAGCAGGAUGCGUACAACCAGCAGUUACAGAGCCAGAUCCAGGACUCCUCCUUGGGUCAAAUACAAGCACAGUCUUCAAAUCAGUUACCUCUGCAGUCUGAGCUGAAAGAGUUUGAGCAUACAGUCCCUCAGUCAAACGAAAACUUCUUUUCAUUUGAUGAUGACCUGACCCAGGACAGCAUUGUGGAGGAGCUGGUGCUCAUGGAGGAGCAAAUGUCCAUGAAUAAUUCCCAUCCUUAUGGUGGUUGUCUAGGAAUGGCACUUCAGAGUCAGACUGCAGCUCAAGGAGCUCCCGUAUCAUCUCAUCCAAGCAGCACCCACUUUUACCAUUCAAUCCAUAACAACAGCACUCCGAUUCACACUCCCACUCCCACCCCC
This is a messenger RNA of Cariama cristata (Red-legged seriema), 2730 nucleotides long. RefSeq names its product DNA-binding protein RFX7-like. Gene Ontology annotation, molecular function: RNA polymerase II cis-regulatory region sequence-specific DNA binding; DNA-binding transcription factor activity, RNA polymerase II-specific. The record is from RefSeq and is a predicted model, not a curated record. Lineage: Eukaryota; Metazoa; Chordata; Aves; Cariamiformes; Cariamidae. Gene Ontology annotation, biological process: regulation of transcription by RNA polymerase II. The transcript is spliced from 9 exons. The annotation marks the transcript as partial.